Molecule: messenger RNA, 375 nt
Organism: Striga hermonthica
Lineage: Eukaryota; Viridiplantae; Streptophyta; Magnoliopsida; Lamiales; Orobanchaceae
Source: the annotation of a GenBank genome assembly
AUGAUUAAUUUCUUAACAAUAUUUAUUGUCAUUGCUGCAAAUUUAUUGUCAAUUGCUCUGGCUAUCCCAGGAACAGCCACUUUCUACACAAGCUAUGUUCCAUCGGCUUGUUACGGGAAUAAGGGUUUCGGGGUUAACAUAGCCGCGGCUAGCGAUCCUCUGUGGGCCGGAGGAGCCAUUUGCGGUAAAAUGUACAACGUCACGUGCGUGGGGCCCACUAACCCGGUCCCGCACCCAUGCACCGGGAAGAGCGCGGUUGUGAAGAUAGUCGAUCAUUGCCCGGGAUGCGGAGGAACCCUAGAUCUCUCUAAGGAAGUGUUUGCCACAAUUGCUAAUCCUAUAGCAGGAAUUAUCAAGAUUGAUUAUCAACCGUAA